Molecule: messenger RNA, 666 nt
Organism: Aspergillus aculeatus ATCC 16872
Lineage: Eukaryota; Fungi; Ascomycota; Eurotiomycetes; Eurotiales; Aspergillaceae
Exons: 2
Coding region: 1-666 (221 amino acids)
Source: RefSeq, a predicted model, not a curated record
AUGUCAGAUCCACCCAAGCGCCUCCACGACAAUGUGUCACGCACCAAAUCCAGCUCCCCAGUAGGACGAGCCGUCUUUAUCGGCCUCCGCGCCGCCGACGUCUGGUGGCAGUACAGCUUGCUCAGCCAGGGCUGGGCCUCCCAGCUCAUAACCAAGCUGGGUGGCUCUCCCGUCGUGGCCGGCAACGUUUGGGCCACCUCCAGCAGCAGCCUUCGCAUAUACUACUACCUCGUCAGCCUUCUCUCCCUGGGCAGCAGCAUCAAGCAGAUCGCCGCCAUGCUGUUCGUUUCCGAGCAGGAAACCCCCGUCGGCUCCGCCGCCCUGAUCGCCUUCUUCAACACGGCUUUCAACACAACUAACACCCUCCUCGCCAUCUGGUCGCGCACCUCCCAAGCCCCAGCCUCCACCAGCGAGACGCUACUGGACUUCAUCCUAGCGAACCCCACCGCAACCAUUGGCUUCAGCGCCUACCUCAUUGGGAUAUUGACAGAGGCGGUCUCCGAGUUCCAGCGUCGCGCCUUCAAGAAAGACCCCGCCAACAAAGGCAAGCCCUACGGCGGGGGUCUGUUCUCGCUGGCGACCAAUAUCAACUAUGGGGGGUAUGGGCGGGCUUAUGAGGAGAUCAAGGCGCGGGUGAAGUAUCGGUUGAUUCCUUGGGUGUAUUAG